GACUGUCAGUCGAAGGAACAAGAAACAUGGCGGACAUCGAUAAAUGGAUAGAGAUCGCCAAAAAAUGCGAAUAUCUACCAGAAAAUGACCUUAAAAAACUUUGUGAUCUUGUGUGUGAGUUGUUGCUGGAAGAGUCUAACGUUCAGCCUGUUUCAACUCCUGUCACUGUUUGUGGCGACAUCCAUGGACAAUUUUAUGAUCUGGAGGAAUUAUUYAGGACAGGAGGACAAGUUCCAGACACAUCUUAUAUUUUUAUGGGGGACUUCGUUGAUAGAGGGUACUACAGUCUUGAAACGUUCACUAGACUUCUCACAUUAAAAGCAAAAUGAAUGUCAAACAAAGUAUGGUAAUGCCAAUGCAUGGAGAUAUUGCUGUAAAGUCUUUGACUUAUUAACUAUCGCUGCUAUUAUUGAUGGGCAGGUACUCUGUGUCCAUGGAGGCCUCUCGCCUGACAUUAAGACUAUAGACCAGAUACGAACUCUUGAUCGCAAUAUGGAAAUACCUCACAAAGGAGCAUUCUGUGACCUUGUUUGGUCUGAUCCUGAAGAAGUGGACACUUGGGCUAUCAGCCCUAGAGGUGCAGGAUGGCUCUUUGGACCUAACGGCCACUAGUGAGUUUGUUCACAUCAAUAACCUGAAGCUCAUAUGCAGAGCACAUCAACUGGUACAUGAAGGAUACAAGUACAUGUUUGAUGAGAAGUUAGUGACCGUAUGGUCUGCUCCCAACUACUGCUAUCGCUGUGGUAACAUUGCCUCCAUACUAUCCUUUACUGAUGCAGAUACAAGAGAGCCCAAGCUUUUCCAGGCAGUACCUGAUUAUGAGAGGGUUAUACCCCCAAGGACUACUACUCCUUACUUUUUGUAAACUGUUACUUAUAACUAGAGAAUGAAGUGCUCAGAAUAACAGCCCUUUUAGGCAAUGUCUGAACUUAAGGGCAGUACUAGUUAGUCAAGAUUAGAGAAUCCUAAGGACUUCUAUUCAAUGCCUGACGUAAUGGACUAUUCAUUUUUUACUAAGGAAUAGGGRGGAGGGAUUUGAGGUUCAAGUGGCAGGGGGGGGGGGAAUGGGUACACAAAAGAAUGAUUCAUACGGCACCUUUACAAUGAUUAUUAAUAGAAUGGAAAAAAUAGGAGGGGCCAAUUUUAUGCAACAACAGAAGUAAGAUUUCUGGUAUGGGUUAGCAAKAGAACCCCGCUGCCCACUGUUCCCCGCCCCUCCGAUAAAUAAACAAAUGGCCUGCUAAUUCUGUCACAGCUUUUAYUGAUAAGCAUUCAUCUUCAUUGUACAGUAUUUACGGAAUUAUCAAUAUUUAGUUCCCAAAUUGCAAUAUAAAUAUGUGUUAGUUUAUCAGGAGCAAAAUUAUCUAACUGUAGUUUAAUGAAGCAAAAAAAUCUGUUAGAGUAAUUUUCAUAAACCCGUGCAACGCAUAAUGUGUAAUAACGGUUAUUAGCAAGACAUUUAAGUAUUCCGUCAAACUUUAUUGAUUGUGUUUUAUUACUUUGUUGUAUAAAGUCUAAUGAGUAAUAACGCGUACUAGUUUGUAUUAUUAUCUUAUUGACUGAGUGGGAGGGCCGUACGGGAAAAUAUUUGGCUCGAGGUGAUGCCGUACGGACCGAGCGCAGCGAUGUCCCUACAAAUGACCGAGAGCCAAAUAUUUUCCCGUACGGCCCGACCUAACUCRGUCAAUAAGCAUUUUAUCAUAUGACCCUAAAURAAWAAGAUACUUUCAAAGUUGCAAAUUAUGUCAAUACGGUUUCAGGUUUUGAGCAGGGCCGUACGGAUUCGYACGGCYCUGCUCGCUAAAAGCCGUACGGCCCGAGCGCGCGCCGGGGCAGAUACGGGUAAUAUGAUAAUGAUGAUUAUUACGUUUAUAUUUAUUUCACGGGUUUAUGCAAAUCACUCUAACAGCAUGGUUUUCAUUAAGGGUUGAGGAUCUGCUCGGCAGUUCAUGAUCUUUCGUAACAUAUCCAUGUUAAAGGCAURAGCGGAUCCAAGGGUGGUAAGGGGGGUAACUAGUCAUCCCCUCCUUUUGCACAAAUCAUUUACUGAUGACCCUUUGCUCUGAAUCCCCACGGCACUUCCCUCAAUAACAAAUGUACCUUUCCUAAUACACUGAAAACGUUUUAACCGGACAAUCUUUCACUCAGUUUACUUACAUUAACUAUGUUGUGGAUAUUUAAAAACUGCAAUAAAAAGAUGGGGUCACCAUU
Molecule: messenger RNA, 2211 nt
Organism: Actinia tenebrosa (Australian red waratah sea anemone)
Lineage: Eukaryota; Metazoa; Cnidaria; Anthozoa; Actiniaria; Actiniidae
Product: serine/threonine-protein phosphatase 6 catalytic subunit
Molecular function (GO): protein serine/threonine phosphatase activity
Source: RefSeq, a predicted model, not a curated record